Molecule: messenger RNA, 2873 nt
Organism: Paramecium sonneborni
Lineage: Eukaryota; Ciliophora; Oligohymenophorea; Peniculida; Parameciidae
Source: the annotation of a GenBank genome assembly
AUGAAAAUGCUCUCUAUCAAGAAUAUAUUUGAAUUUAAAGACAAUCGUUUAGAUGGAGUCAGAGAAAAUUUGUUGACAAAUAUAAGUAAUUGAAAAAUCAAAUUUUUGAUUAACUUUAGGGUUUGGGUGUACCAGAUGUUUGUAUAAUAACAAAAUAAGCGCCUACAAAUUUAAGAAAAUCAUCUUUUGAAACCUAAUCUUCAUUUCAUUUUGUUUAAGGUCUAUGUCCUACAUCUUAAGCUGAAAUAUUUGCUUAUCUUCAAACUAUUUUACAGAAUUAAGAAAUAUAAGAACAUUAAUCCUUGUUUUCUAAAAUUCCUUAUAUUUCUAAAGUAUAAAUGUCUAUAAUAAAUAGUUAUCCUACCUUUGUUAUGAUUUAUUUACAAAAACAAUACUGGUUUGUGAAAUUUAAUUAUCAAUUGAAGGUUUACAUAAAUCUAAAAUGUUUGCUGUUUAAGAGAAUUAAGAAUAAAUAUUGCCUUCUUAAUAGCAUUGGUAAGGUGCUUAUAUUAGUAGUAUACUAAGAGCUAUUGAUGAAGAAUUUAAAUUAGCAAGUGUUGGUAGAUUCUUUAACAAUAUAAACUUAAAAAAUAAUAGUAGAUUAUCUGAAGUGAUUCAAUUGUUAUUGUAGUUAAUCACAGUAAAUCCUUAGAUUUUUGUAGAUUUUGAAAAAAUUAGUUCUAAUAAUAAUUUUCCUGAAUUUAAAGAAAUUUUAUAUUAUUUAUGUUGGCCAUUAGACAUUUUAGCUUCAUAUUUAGUAAAAUCUAAUCAAUUAGUUAUCUUAAUAAAAGAAUUAGAAAGUAUUUAAGAUAAUGAAGUAUUUUAUUUAAUCAAAUGCAUUUUGUACUAUAAAAUGAAGUAUUGAUAAAUUUAAAUUUAGAAAUUACGAAAAAUCUUUAUCGUGUUUAGUGAAUAUAUCUUAUAUAAGCAAUUAAUUUAAUUUGAUACAGUAUAUGAUUGGAAAGAUUCUAAUUAAAUUAAGAAAAUUUGAUUAAGCUUUAAUAACGUUGAAAGAUACUUUAAUAAAAUCCUUUGAAAGCUAAAUUGUUUGGGUUACUUUGGUAUAAAAAAAAAGUUUAUAUAUUAGGCUACCUUAUUUAGAAAAUCAAAUAAUUAUCAAAUUAGUUUAAGUUUGUUAAACAAAGCUGCAUCUUUAUAAGGAAAGAGAACCAAUAAAAGUUUUUGGCGUGAAAUAAUUAUUUCAAAUUAUCGAGUGAUGACUUAAGACAAUUCAAUAACAAAUGUGAAUGAUUUAGAUAAAAUUUAUGCAGUUAUCAAUCCAAUUUAUGUUGAUAAAAUUGAAAGCUUUUCCUAAUUAAGUAAUCAUCCUGUACUAGAAUAAUUAUUAUUAAGACAUAGACUUUUAGAUAAAAAGUAACUUAAAGUAUCUAAUUUUUAUAUUGUUAGUUUUGGAAUAUUUAAGUAUCAAAAUUUAUAGCUAAUUAGAACAUUAGAAUUGAAAAAUAGACAAUAGAUUUUAUAUCAUAAAAUUUACUACUAGAAAAUAAAUAAGAACUCUCUGUAUUAUAAAAAGAAAUAAUAAGACUUUCAAUUGAUGUUGGUCAUGAAAAAUUAAAAAAAUUUUUAUAACAUCAUUUCUAUACUCCACCUCAUAGUUUAUACAAUUUACAUGAUAAUAAAGUUGACAAAAAAUGUUUAGAAAUUAAAUUAAAAUCCAAAAAUCUAAAAGCUAAUUAAUGUCAUUUUAAAAAAGUAAAAAUUUUUAUUUUAUAAAAAGAGCUUAACUGAGAUUUUUUCAGAAAAUGAUGAGGAUUCAGAUGAAAGAGAACCUGAUUUUUUAUAAAAUAAGUCAUUUGACUUUUUAAAUUCCACUAUCAAAACUAACUAAUAAUCAAGUAGCUCAAAAAUGAUUUUCUCAAUUAAUAAAGCAUCUCAAAAAGAUUUUAAAAAAUAAUAAAUCUGCAAAAACUCUUUAGUUAUUCAAGAAAAUGCAUUUGAGAGUAUUGAAUCUGAAAGGGAUGAUAUUUAUAAAUUUAAAAAAUCUACAAUCCAAACUUUAUAAAUUACAAAUACAAUGAAACCAUAAAGUGAAUAAAGUUUUACAUAAGAAAAGAAAGUAUAAAUUUAUGGGUAUAUCGAUUAUCUUUAAGAUGUUCCAUAAUUUAAAUAGACUGAAAUGGAAGAUAUGAUGAAAAGAAAAAAAGACACUUUACACCCUUCAUUCUAUGAAUUUGUAAAUUACAUUUCAUAAACUUAAAAGAUUCUUGAGGAAUUAUUUUAUUUUAGCAACAAUCAAAGAUCCUAAACUUGCUAAAAUUCUGUUUAAUAAUCUAUUAAUAAUUCUGAAUAAUAAACACCAAAAUAAAAAAAAACAUAAAUAUUUAAAUCUCAAUUAAAAGAAUCUUUGAAAAAUAAAAGUUUUUUAUAGAAAAGAAUAGCCAUUUAGGAUUUUUAUGUUAUAAAUGGUCUUUAAGUCAAAGAUUCAGAUGAGCAACAAACAUACUUUCAAUUCAUUAAACAUGAAUCAAUAUUUCUUUAUAAAUGUAGUAAAAUAGCUUUGAAGCUUAAACAGACAAAACUAGCAUAGAAACUAUUUGAAAAAUUAAAUGAACGAGUUAUAUCAGUUUAAGUGUCCCACUCUCUAUUACAUAUAUUGAAAGAUGAUCAUGUUUAAUUAAUUUAGUAGUAAAUAUUUAAAUAUAUUCAAAAGAAUUUAGAAAAUUAUGGUCGAUUUUUUAGAAUGUGGCAUUUAAAAAAUAUAAUCAAUGCCUAUCUGGGUUGAAAUUCAUUUAAUUAGAUUAAUUAAAAUUAAAGGUUCAAAUUAUGUUUUGGGAUUGUUAAGUGCUCUAGAAAGUUAAGACACUUUUUAAUUAAUGAAAAAGAUUGUGUUAUAAGCUGAUAACUUGCUUUGA